Molecule: messenger RNA, 6753 nt
Organism: Mixia osmundae IAM 14324
Lineage: Eukaryota; Fungi; Basidiomycota; Mixiomycetes; Mixiales; Mixiaceae
Exons: 8
Coding region: 297-6683 (2128 amino acids)
Molecular function (GO): glutamate synthase (NADH) activity; iron ion binding; FMN binding
Source: RefSeq, a predicted model, not a curated record
GGCUCAGCAAAAUUUCUAUCUCGUCCCAGAGCCGAAAACCCAGGAGUCAGAGGAGAGAAGGCAAAGGAUCGAUCGUCUGCCUAACUGGCUCAGCACGUUCACGAGUGUCUCAGUGACUCGAUCAUCAGCGCGAGCGGCACCUAUCAAGCGUCACCUGACGAUCGGGGCUUGCUAGACUUUGCCUCGACUCUUGCUCGCUUGCCUCUCGAUCGAGAAAACCUUUUGUUGCCAUUCGAAAGCUUUUACAGUAGUAACACCAGCUGUCUGCUGCCUUGACGACGUCAGCUUCGUCUCCGAUGGUCCUCCCGGCUCAACCGAGCGCAGUGGCAGGCCCAUCUGGGCUAGCCGAAGGUGUCCUUAGGGACGAGACCUCGUGGGGAGGCGCUCUCCCUGCAGAGCAAGGUCUCUACAACCCCGAGAAUGAGAAGGAUUCGUGUGGUGUCGGCUUCGUGUGCCACAUCAAAGGGGAGCCAUCCCACAAGAUCGUCUCUGAUGCUCGAUCGUUGCUUUGCAACAUGACCCAUCGUGGUGCGGUCGGCGCAGAUGCACGCGAUGGCGAUGGCGCAGGUGUCAUGGUCGGCAUCCCCGAUGCAUUCUUUCGCAGAGAGUUUGAGCGCGAUUUUGACGUCACUCUGCCAGAGAUCGGCCGAUACGCUGUCGGUAAUGUUUUCUUCAAGCCUCGAUCUGCCGAUACGCUUGCAGAACACAAGGCAACGUUCGAGUCCAUCGCAGAAUCGCUCAAUCUGCGCAUACUGGGCUGGCGGGAGGUUCCUCGGGACAACUCGAUCCUCGGUCCCGCAGCGCUCAGCCGAGAGCCGUUGAUUUUGCAGCCAAUGGUCGUUCUCACGACGAGCUAUGGCCACGGCAAUAAGCCAGAAGAGGGUGCAUCUUUCGAUGCCAAGUACUUUUCGAGACAGCUCUACGUCUUGCGAAAGCACGCGACGCAUACCAUUACCCUCGCCAACUGGUUCUACGUUUGCUCACUUUCAAACACGAACAUCGUCUAUAAGGGCCAGCUCAGCCCGCCUCAGGUUUACAACUACUACCACGAUCUCAAUCACGUCCUGUUCAAGUCUCACUUCUGCCUCGUCCAUUCGCGUUUCUCGACCAACACGUUCCCCUCGUGGGAUCGUGCUCAGCCUAUGCGAUGGGCAGCACAUAAUGGCGAGAUCAACACUGUUCGAGGCAACAAGAACUGGAUGCGCGCCAGAGAAGGCAACUUGCAGUCUGUAAACUUCGCAGACGAGCUCGACCUGUUAUACCCCAUCAUAGAGCUCGGAGGCUCAGAUUCAGCUGCAUUCGACAAUGUGCUCGAGCUCCUCACUGUCAACGGUGUCGUCACGUUGCCAGAAGCAGUCAUGAUGCUCGUGCCUGAGGCAUGGCAGAACAAGUCAUCGAUGGACCCUGCCAAGGUCGCUUUCUACCAAUGGGCAGCGUGCCUGAUGGAGCCUUGGGAUGGCCCCGCUCUGUUUGCCUUUGCUGAUGGAAGAUACUGUGGCGCCAAUCUCGAUCGUAAUGGUCUCCGUCCGUGCCGAUGGGUCACCACGACAGAUGACAUCAUGAUCUGUGCUUCCGAAGUAGGCACGAUUUAUAUUGAGCCAGAAAAGAUCACUCGCAAGGGUCGUCUUCAGCCUGGCAAGAUGCUCCUUGUCGAUACCGUCGAGGGCCGCAUUGUCGACGACAAGGAGCUUAAGCAGGCUACUAGCUCUCGCAAGCCAUUUGCCGAAUGGGUUCACUCUCAGCUCAUUCGCUUGCCUCACCUCAUCGAGCGUGAGCGCGCAAACGGUGCUAGCCUUGGCAUUGUCCUCGACGAGCUGUCGAUCUCGCAAGACCCUAAGCUACUCGCUUUCGGCUAUACCUUUGAGCAGCUCGAUCUGCUCAUGCGUCCCAUGAUCGUAGACGGAAAGGAGUCACUCGGCUCGAUGGGCAACGAUGGUCCUCUUGCGUGCAUGGCCACUGCGCCGCGAUUGAUCUACGAUUACUUCCGUCAGCUCUUUGCGCAAGUUACGAACCCGCCUAUCGACCCCAUUCGCGAGAAUAUCGUCAUGUCGCUCGAAUGCUACGUGGGUGCAGAGGGCAAUAUGCUCGAGAUGCGCGCAGAGCAAUGCCAUCGGCUCAUGCUGCCUUCGCCUGUGCUUUCUGUCGAAGAGACGAAUGCGCUGAAGAGGCUGCACGAAGUCCAUUCAGACUGGCCCGCUCGCACCGUCGAUAUCACCUUUCCCAAGUCGCAGGGACCCGCUGGCUUCCAAGGCGCGCUCAACCGCGUCAAUGCUGAAGCCAGUCAGGCUAUUCAUGAUGGUGUGCGCGUUUUGGUCCUGUCUGAUCGCAAUAUUGGACCUGAUCGUGUCGCCUUGUCGGCGCUCAUGGCAUGCGGUGGCGUUCACCAUCAUCUCGUGCGCAACAAGCAGCGAUCGAAGAUCGCUCUCAUCAUCGAGACCGGCGAAGCCCGCGAGGUGCAUCACAUUUGCGUUCUCGUUGGUUAUGGCGCAGACGGCGUGUGCCCAUACCUCAUCAUGGAGGCAAUGCUAAAGCUACAGCGCGAGGGCUUGCUCAAAGUCAAUAUGUCGAAUGAUCAGAUCAUCGAGAAUUAUCGCCACGCGACGGACAAUGGUAUCCUCAAGGUCAUGUCAAAGAUGGGUAUUUCGACGCUGCAGUCCUACAAGGGCGCUCAGAUCUUCGAGAUCCUCGGUCUUGACGAAAAAGUCGUCGAGAAGUGCUUCACUGGCACCGCGAGCCGCGUGCAAGGCGCAACCUUUGAGCUGCUCGCCAUGGAUGCUUUCGAGUAUCACGAACGCGCUUGGCCUUCUCGCGAUAUCGUGCGCAUCGCUGGCCUGCCAGAAUCCGGCGAAUACCACUGGCGAGACGGUGGCGAGGCUCAUAUCAACGAUCCCGUCGGUAUUGCUAUGCUUCAAGACGCUGUUCGCGACAAGAACAAGAUGUCUUACGAGAAGUAUUCAAAGAACGCGCAUCAGCAAGUCAAGGCAGUCACGCUCCGUGGCCUGCUCGACUUUGACUACACCGAUGCCGAAGCCAUUCCCAUCGAGCAAGUCGAGCCAUGGCACGAGAUUGUCCGUCGCUUUGCCACGGGUGCCAUGUCAUACGGCUCGAUCUCAAUGGAAGCCCACUCUGCCAUCGCUGUCGCAGCCAAUCGCGUCGGCGCCAAGAGCAACACGGGUGAAGGCGGUGAAGAUGCAGAGCGAUCGCAAGUGUUGCCCAAUGGCGAUACAAUGCGCAGCGCCAUCAAGCAAGUGGCUUCUGGUCGCUUCGGUGUCACGAGUCACUACUUGACCGAUGCCGAUGAGCUGCAAAUCAAGAUGGCUCAGGGCGCCAAGCCAGGUGAAGGCGGUGAGCUGCCAGGUCACAAGGUCUCGCAGUCGAUCGCGAAGACUCGCCACUCCACACCAGGCGUUGGUCUCAUUUCACCUCCUCCUCAUCACGAUAUCUACAGUAUCGAAGACCUGAAGCAGCUGAUCUACGAUCUCAAGUGCGCCAACCCUCGCGCUCGUGUAUCUGUCAAGCUUGUCUCGGAAGUCGGUGUCGGCAUUGUUGCUUCCGGUGUUGCAAAGGCAAAGGCAGAUCACAUCUUGAUCUCUGGUCACGACGGCGGUACGGGCGCAUCGCGCUGGACGGGCAUCAAGUAUGCAGGCCUGCCAUGGGAGCUCGGUCUUGCAGAGACGCAUCAAACGCUUGUUCUCAACGAUCUACGAGGCCGUGUGACCGUACAGACCGAUGGCCAGAUCCGUACUGGCCGCGAUGUCGCUAUUGCUUGCCUGCUCGGCGCAGAGGAGUGGGGUUUCGCCACGACGCCGCUUAUUGCCAUGGGUUGCAUCAUGAUGCGCAAAUGCCAUCUUAACACGUGCCCAGUCGGUAUUGCCACGCAAGAUCCGGUUCUGCGCGCCAAGUUCACUGGUCAGCCAGAGCAUGUCAUCAACUUUUUCUACUUCGUCGCCGAGGAGCUCAGAGAGAUCAUGGCCAAGCUCGGCUUCCGCACGAUCAACGAGAUGGUCGGUCGCUCCGACAAGUUGCGCGUCGAUGAUACGCUCCGCAACCCCAAGACCAAGAACCUCGACUUGUCGGCUAUCUUGAAGCCUGCAUGGCGACUACGUCCGGGGGUCGCUACCUACAAGACACGCCAGCAGGAUCACAAGCUCUACGUUCGUCUCGACAACAAAUUCAUUGACGAGUCAGAGCCUGCACUCACCAAGGGCUUGCCCGUUCGCAUCGAGUGUGACGUCGUCAACACCGACCGCGCGCUUGGCACGACAUUGUCGAAUCGUGUUUCCAAGCGAUACGGCGAAGAGGGACUGCCAAAGGACACCAUCCAUGUCAAUAUGCGAGGUUCGGCUGGUCAAUCUCUCGGUGCCUUCCUCGCACCAGGCAUCACGCUCGAGCUUGAAGGCGAUGCCAAUGACUAUGUAGGCAAAGGACUGUCGGGCGGUCGCAUCAUCGUAUACCCUCCAAAAGCCUCGCCUUUCAAGGCGGAGGAGAACAUCAUCGUCGGCAACGUUUGUCUGUACGGCGCUACGACCGGUCAAGCGUUCUUCCGAGGUGUCGCUGCCGAGCGAUUUGCCGUACGCAAUUCAGGCGCUGUCGCCGUCGUCGAAGGCGUCGGAGACCACGGUUGCGAGUACAUGACGGGCGGACGUGUCGUCAUUCUGGGUCAGACUGGCCGCAACUUUGCUGCCGGCAUGAGCGGAGGCAUUGCCUACGUCUACGACAAGAACAAGGAUUUCCGUGCCAAGGUCAACAUGGAGAUGGUCGAGCUCACGACGGUCAACGAUCCUCACGAGAUUGCGUCCUUGCGCGACAUGAUCCAAGAUCACAAGCACUGGACGGGUUCGAAGUUGGCCGAGCGCAUUCUUACCAACUUCAACCAUAUACUGCCUCGCUUCGUGCGUGUCAUGCCUCUCGACUACAAGGCGGUACUCGAAGCAGACGCAGCAAAGGCGAUGGCCGAGAAGCGUGCCAAGAUGCACGGCUUUGACGCCAAGACCGACGGCGUCAACCCGGCAGAGGACAAAGCUAAGCGCAAUGUUACUGGCCAGCAGGAGAUCCCAGCUGCUAAGCCAGGUCACCCCGAGCCAACGCUCGUCGAUCUCGAAGACUCGAUGACCGAUGGCGAAAAGGCUGGCAAGCAAGUCGCCAAGCUCGAUAAGCUUCGUGGCUUCAUGAAGUAUAAGCGUCAGAACGAGGCUUAUCGCUCGCCGCGAUCGCGCACGCAAGAUUGGUCAGAGUUGUCGACACGCCUGACAAAGGAUGGCCUCAAGCUACAGAGUGCUCGGUGCAUGAACUGUGGCGUGCCCUUCUGUCAGUCCGACUACGGCUGUCCGAUCAGCAAUCUCAUUCCACUCUGGAACGAGCUUGUCUUCCGCGACCAAUGGCGCGAAGCGCUCGACAAGUUACUCGCGACCAACAACUUCCCGGAGUUCACUGGUCGUGUCUGCCCUGCGCCCUGCGAAGGCGCUUGCGUGUUGGGUAUCAACGAGGCGCCUGUCGGCAUUAAGUCGAUCGAGUGCGCAAUCAUCGAUCACGGCUUUGAGAUGGGCUGGGUUGUCCCUCGCCCGCCUCAGCACCGUGUAGGCAAGAAGGUCUCAAUCAUCGGCUCGGGACCUGCGGGUCUUGCUUGUGCCGAUCAGCUCAACCGCGCUGGCUACUCAGUCACUGUAUACGAUCGCAAUGACCGCCAUGGUGGUCUGCUUGUCUACGGUAUCCCCAACAUGAAGCUGUCGAAGCAGAUCGUCCAGCGUCGUAUCACACUCAUGGAGGAUGAAGGCAUUGAGUUCAUCGCCAAUGCGCACAUUGGUGUCAACACAGACAUUGAGGACAUCCGUCGAAACUCUGACGCGGUCGUCAGUGCGAUCGGCUCGACUUGGCCCCGCGAUCUCGCCAUCGCCAACCGCAACUUGGACGGCAUCCACUUUGCAAUGGACUUCUUGACAAAGAACACCAAAUCACUGCUUGAUUCGAACCUUGACGAUGGCCGUGCAAUUUCGGCAAAGGGCAAGAACGUCGUCGUCAUUGGUGGUGGUGAUACAGGCAAUGACUGUCUUGCCACCUCUGUUCGUCAUGGCGCGCUCUCGGUGACCAACUUUGAGCUGCUGCCUCAGCCACCCGCUUCGCGCGCCAACGAUAACCCUUGGCCGACAUUCCCUCGUGUCUUCAAGGUUGACUACGGUCACACUGAAGUUGCUUCGCACUUUGGCAAAGACCCUCGAGAAUACUCCAUCAUGACAAAGUCGUUCGUCUCGGACGGCAAUGGCAAGCUCAAGGGCAUCAACACUGUUCGUGUUGAAUGGACAAAGGAUGCUUCUGGCAACUGGAAGAUGUCCGAGAAGCCUGGCAGCGAGCAGUUCUUCCCUUGCGAGCUCUGCUUGCUCGCUCUCGGCUUCGUCUCGCCAGAAACAUCUAUACCCAAGGCCCUCGGUCUCGAGGUCGACGGACGAGGCAAUGUAAAGACACCACACGGAAAGUACAGCACCAACGUACCCGGCGUGUUUGCGUCAGGUGACUGCCGUCGCGGCCAAUCUCUGAUCGUCUGGGCGAUCAUGGAAGGUCGACAGGCAGCUGCAGAGGUCGACAACUACCUAAUGGGUAAUUCAGGCCUGCCUAUUGCAGGAUCGAUACCCGGUCGACAAUAUCGUAUCAACCAUCUUAGCCAGCAGCAACAGGCGAUUGCUGCUUAGACGGUUGAUGCGCAACGAAGAAUGAAGAAACUGCUCCUUUACGCUUUAGAAGGUCUGCAAUUGAAUGGGC